This is a messenger RNA of Quercus robur (English oak), 2895 nucleotides long. RefSeq lists its product as uncharacterized. The coding region runs from base 160 to 2565 and encodes 801 amino acids. NCBI's taxonomy places the organism in Eukaryota, Viridiplantae, Streptophyta, Magnoliopsida, Fagales, Fagaceae. Gene Ontology annotation, molecular function: protein binding. The transcript has 3 exons. The record is from RefSeq and is a predicted model, not a curated record.
CAGAAUUCAGAAGAGUUUUUUUUUUUUUUUUCUUCUUCUUCUUCUUAUUUUUAUGCAAAAAUUCAGAAGAGAAUAGAUAAGUUGCAUACAAUAGAAGUCCAAAGAGAAGUGAGAUAAUUCGACGUGGGGAGAUCUUUAACACCAAAUUCCAGAAAAUAAAUGGAGGAAGAAAUGGAUUCGUUAUUUGAGGGCAUGGUACUCUUUAACCCUUCCCAAUUGGCUUCAGACCAAGACCAACAAAACCAUCAUCAACAACAACAACAACAACAAGACCAUCAUCAAGAACAACAACAACAGCAAGACCAUCAAGACAAUCAUCAUGAUCCAAUAAACCCUCCUCCUCCAAUUCCAAUCGAUGCUCCAACCACUACAGCUGAUUCUGAAAGUACAACGUCAUCAUUAAAUUCGAAUUCACAUUCAACGUCUCAGCCCCUUGACGAAAAUCUCUUCUCUGAUCUCACCAUCGUAGCUCCUCUCGAAACCCUUCCUCCAUCCCAGAAUUCUUCUUCUACUCCUUCGAUUUCAACAACAACGACAACAACAAGAGCAAUUCCCUCGAUUUCUCGACAGGUUUCGAGAAAGAAGAAACGAGCUGGCUUGAGAAUCGGAUAUGGCAGAGAUGGAAGCAGAGAUGCAUAUUCUCAUUUUUCACCGUCGGAUCUCGAUUCGGAUUCUCACUCUAUUCAAUCCGAUGCGCUCGAUGAUCUUCCUCAUACUGAAGAUCACAACCUUGUCUCUUCUACACCGACUAAAAUUGAUCAUGAUGAUGAUGAUGAUGAUGAUAAUCAAUCUACCACACAAGUUCAAGAAGAAGAGCAACACGAAGAAAAAGAAGUACAAGAAGAGCAGCAAGAAUCAAAAGAAGAACAAGAAGAGCAGCAAGAAGCAAACGAAGUACAAGAGGAAAAGGGUGAGUUGAGUUUGGAGGAUAUUAAGGCCCAAAUAGCUGAGAAGCUGAAGGGUGCUCGAGAAUUGGUGGCGUCUGUAUCUGCGGCGAGGAAGGAAUCCAUAAGGAGGAGGAGAAAAGCAGCUGAGAAUUUGAAUGUGGCAUUAAUCAAGCACAGGGAUUUGGAGAAGGAGUUGGAAGAAGCAUGUGAGGCCGAAGAUUUCGAGAGGGCCGAGCGUGUUAGCGACUCCCUGGCCGCUGCUGAGGAGGAGAAACAAAGUUCCCUCAUUGCAUUGAGAGAGGCAGAGGCACAAUCUGAUGCCAAUGAAUCCAAUAUGCAGGAGGCUCUUCAAGCUCAGAUUGCUGCUGAGGAACUUUGUGUCUCCCUACUCCACAAUUUCGCAACAGAUGCUGCAAAUAAUGCGGAGUUAGUGUUAAAGACAGCAGAAGUAGCAUCCUCAAAAGAGAUGGACAAAUGGCUUUCAUCAACUGAAGCCUUGGAAGUCAAGAAGAUGGAGGUGGAAAUUGAAUCACAUUUAAUAAAUGAAGCUCGAGAAGUAUUUAAUAAUUCCAUUGAGCAUUCAAUUGAAGAUGACAGGAAGGAGCAAGAACUGCUUUGUAGUAAAAAGGAUAUGCUGAGAAAUGACCUGGAAAAACUACUUGAAUUAGUGAAACAGAAGGAAAAGGAAAUUUCAGAAAAUGAUUCUAAAAUCAAAGAAGUUGAGGAAAGGAUCGGCAAUGUGGUCUCGGGUUUUCAGGAGAUGAAAUCAAACAUUGAUGCAAAGUGCGAUAACUUGCAAUCAAGUCUUUCCACGAUGGACUUGGAAAGUGAAGCUCUAUCAGAGAAAAAGAAAGAAAUUAACGAGUUCCUUAAGCAGGAAGAAGAAAAAGGUGCAAAGCUGAGGGAACUUGCCAGCGCUUCUGCAGAGGAAGCACAAACAUACCAGGAAACUGUGGAGCUGAGAAAAACUCUGAUGUCCUCCAUGCUGAACUCGAGGGAAGAUAAAAUGAGGCUUGUAAAAGCUGAGGAGAAGCUUUCUGAGGAUGUUCAAGUGCUCCAACAGGAAGUUUCCACUGCAAGAGCUUCUCUACAGGAACUAUCUGCAAGAAAGUCAAACAUUCAGCAGGAUCUUGCAUCCUUCAAGCAGCGAAUUCUUUUUAUAAAUAAAAGAGUCCCAGAGGUGGAAGCUGAAAAGAAAAUUGCUGCUUCUGCGAGAAACUUUAAGGAAGCUGCACGAAUAGCUGCUGAGGCAAAAUCAUUGAGUGUUGAAAAAGAAGGCAUACAGAAUGACAUGGAAACAACCACCUCAGAGCUUGAGAAGCUUGAGGAAGAGAUUAAAGACACCGUAAACAGGUUGCAGGACACUGAGGGGCAGAUUUUAUCCAAGGAAAAAGAGGUAGCAAUGGCUAGAUUCCAGAGGUUGCUUUUGAUAGCCGGUGCUGCCACAGCAGAAAGAAAUGCUGCUCUAGAAUUUGGUGACCUUGAAGAAGCUAACCUUCUACUUGCAGAGGCUGAAGCAGCAGAUUCUGAAGCUAAAAAACUUCAACCAAUAUACAAUUUCAAGGUGGAAGAAUUUGAAAAUCUUCCAAAACACUUCAUCUCCAUGGAACUUGUAUCCAAUCUUGGCAGUAAGCAGUUAGCAGAAUUAGCAGCGGUUGUUUCUUCUUCACCAUCAUAAUGAUUAGAAGGACCAACGUGAAUACUAUUGGAGAUAAUCUACAUCAUGAUGAUUAGCGGGAACAAUGCAAAGAUUUUGGUGAUAUUCAAUUGAAGAGCUAUUGAUAAACAAAGAUAAUCAGCAAUUUUGAAAAUUAUGAGAAGCUAGAACUACUUUGGCAAGCAUGAUAGGGAUUGUUGUGUUCUUUUGUGUUAUACAUGAUUUAUCCAACCCUUAGAUGUCUUCAGAUGUGAGAUUUUGUGCAUCACUACGAUUUUGAAGAUUACAGGUUUGGGAUCUAGACCUUCUGUCUAUUUUCAUCUUUAAUUUUGAAUGAUUUUCUGUGCGCUA